Messenger RNA from Rosa chinensis, 2030 nucleotides. RefSeq names its product senescence-associated carboxylesterase 101. NCBI's taxonomy places the organism in Eukaryota, Viridiplantae, Streptophyta, Magnoliopsida, Rosales, Rosaceae. The transcript is spliced from 4 exons. Gene Ontology annotation, molecular function: carboxylic ester hydrolase activity. Gene Ontology annotation, biological process: lipid metabolic process; defense response. Bases 116 to 1858 code for a protein of 580 amino acids. The record is from RefSeq and is a predicted model, not a curated record.
AAAAAGAAUUGUUGCUAUUGACGAAGACGAAGACUUCCUGUGCUUCGUACAUUUCAGUAAGUUUCAUCCAAAACCAUUCUGCUGUUUCUCUAAGCAUAUCCUAGAAAGCUUGAAGAUGACCAUCCAAAACCAGUUUAGCAGCGGCUUAGAAUCGGGGAAUUUUGUGGUGAACUCUGAUCCGGUACACCAGGCAUGGUGUGCGAUUGAGCAACAAAGACAGGUUAAUCCAAAUGCAGAGCCAUCCUUGUAUAAUGAAAUAAUCCAACCAGAAAAUCCAAUCGUCAUAGCUUUUGGCACUCCACCUGGCUCUCUUCAUGGACAAGAGGGCUUGGUUUCGUCAAAAGAUUUUGCUCACUUUGAAUUUUUGUGCAACAAAAGCAAUCCAGUUUUCUCCAUCAAUGAAGCAGCCAUCAAACUAUUUCAGUCGCAUUAUAAUGACCUCCUUCUCCUGAAAAAUAAGCUGGUAGAGAACAGCAAGAGCAAAACCCCACCAUUAAUAAUCAUCACUGGACAAUUUUUGGGAGGUAGUGUGGCUACACUCUUCACCUUAUGGUUGCUAGAAGGCCUCAACUUGUCGAAAACCAAACGCCCGCUUUGCAUUACUUUCGGUUCUCCACUUGUUGGUGAUGAACACCUUCAAAAAUGUGUGCUAGAAUUCUCAACUUGGAAGUCUUGCUUCUUGCAUAUAGUCUCCGAUCAAGAUCAUACACCGAAAAUCUUUAUGUCCCAAAAUACAACUGGUGCUUCUAAGCCGUUUGGAACAUUCUUGUUGUGCUCGGCUUCGGGUUGUGCUUGCUCUGAGGACCCGGAUUUCAUUUCAGAACAAUUUGUGACAACCAAUUCUCCCAGUGCUCAAACUCAAGAUCCUAAUUUGGGGUUUUCUUAUGGACAAAUUUUGGAGGAUCUCAAGCGGAAGGCAUUAUGUAAUAUUUUCAAGUCCAUUGAAGGGCAAAGCCAUCCGCUUCAAGCUAGCAUAAUCGCACAACUCCUAGCAAUUGGAGUAGUCUCACAGCAACAGUCCCAGGAUACUGACAAUCUGGUCAGGAAGAUGAAAAAACAUGAAACAAAGUUAUUAAUUCAGAAGAAGAAGAACUCAGAUUCUGACAAGAAAUUAAAUGACAUGAAAAUUCACAUGGCCUACUUGGAGUGGUACAAGAAGGACGCCAAACGUCAAAAUAUUGGAUACUAUGACUUGUACAGAAAGAUGGGCCAUCAAUCUGACAUUAAGGUUAACGAGUAUAAGAAGAAGCUCAUGAAUUACUGGGAGGACUCUGUCACAGAAGUAGAGAACAAGCCCCAGUUAGAAGGUGCUCACUUUCGGGUUCGUUGGCUUUAUGCAGGCAGAAACUACAGAGGAAUGGUUGAACCACUUCACAUUGCAGACUACUAUAAGGAUGGGGGCAAAAAUUACCAAACUGAUGCUGGGAAAAGACCUAAACAUUUUACUCUGUUGGAGGAAUGGCUUCAGGAGAAGCAGGAGCAAGAAAAGAAGAAGAAGCAGGAAACACAGAAACAAGAAGAAAAACCAGAAUCUGGCCCAAGCAAAUCGAAAAGAGAGAACGUGGGUUCUAGUUUGAAUGAUGAUUCUUGUUUCUGGGCGCGUGUUGAGGAAGCUCUCAUCUUGUUGGAGAAUGGAGGACUAACUACUGAUGACAAGAGGAAGUUGAAAGAGUUUGAGGACUACGUGUGGAAUGCUCUCAAGAAUUAUGCAGUGUCACCUGAGAUUUUCUUGAAGAAGAGCAGUUUUAUGAAAUGGUGGAAUGAGUAUAAUAAGGGAAUUGUUGAAAGCUCCUCAUUGCUCUUGGACUUCAUGAAAAAUGGCGGUCCCAGAGAGUACGAGGCAGGGAAGUUCACUUAGUUUAUGAUCCAAGUAUCCAACAAAUAAGGUUUAUGCCAUUGAAAAUUGUGUGUAAUUUGGUGCCCUUUUUCCUUCUUGUUGUAUUGCUCUCCGUGUUCAGUUUCCAGUCUUUUGGAAUUGGUGGUUCAAUAAAUUUGUUGUAAAAGACCCUGUUAAUUCCUGAUUUGCUGAC